Molecule: messenger RNA, 3040 nt
Organism: Chelmon rostratus (copperband butterflyfish)
Lineage: Eukaryota; Metazoa; Chordata; Actinopteri; Chaetodontiformes; Chaetodontidae
Gene: kdm8
Product: lysine (K)-specific demethylase 8
Exons: 9
Coding region: 119-1339 (406 amino acids)
Cellular component (GO): nucleus
Molecular function (GO): histone H3K36 demethylase activity
Source: RefSeq, a predicted model, not a curated record
CCUCACACAGUGCUUUGAGUUGGUACCGUGUCUGUGCUGAUCAUAAUGUCGUAUUUUAAAGAUUUUGUUGGGUUAACGGCGUAAAUACCGUCAUAACAGCAUAAAGACCUUCUCUUCAAUGGCCAUGCUGUGGUCAAAGAUCUCUGCUGUUCUGCCUGUUAAUGAGGAACAGUUUCCACUGCACUUCAGUGACAAAGUGGAGUCGAGUGUGGUGGAAAUGCUGAAACGGUCCAGGCAGCAGCUGUACAGCGACGCUACAAGUACCAGCCGAAUGCUUAAUGCUCAGAUCAUUUUGGACUAUUCGUGGGAGAAACUCAACACGGGAACCUGGCGCCACGUGGACAAAGAAUGGCGACGUGUUUAUUCUUAUGGCUGCCUGUUCAAAGUGGCCGCUCUGUGUUGUGAAGAUCCGUCAGUAGACGAGGUCCUGCAGGCUGUAAGGACUUGUGACAUGGGUUUACUAAUGGGUGCAGCCGUCCUGGAUAACAUCCUGCAGGUUAUUGUUCGCAUUCUGCAGAGUGAAGUCAGGAAAUCCACUAAAGAAGAAGAUGAAUGUGAACAUGCUGAGGUCAAGAGAAUAAAGAUCGGCUGCCCACAUGUUCCUGUGAUCAAAGAAGAGUUGGCAGUUCCCAGGAUGAAGUGUCCUUCACUGGAGAGCUUCAACACAAACUACCUGCUCCCCCUCAAACCAGUGAUUUUAGAAGGCAUCAUUGACCACUGGCCCGCCCUCAACGAACACCCCUGGAGCAUAGAAUACUUAAGAUCUGUUGCUGGGUGUCGGACUGUUCCUGUUGAGGUGGGAUCCAGGUACACAGACGAGGAAUGGUCACAAACGCUGCUUACGGUCAAUGGAUUCAUCGAUCGAUACAUUUUGAAUAAAGAUGGAGGAAAAGCUUUGGGUUACCUCGCUCAACACCAGCUUUUUGAUCAGAUACCAGAGCUGAAGGAUGACAUCCGCCUCCCUGAUUAUUGCUGCCUUGGCGAAGGAGACGAAGACGACAUUACUGUAAACGCGUGGUUUGGGCCCGGAGGCACAGUGUCUCCACUUCACCAAGACCCUCAGCAGAACUUCCUGGCUCAGGUGGUGGGAAGCAAAUACAUCCGCCUAUAUUCCCCAGAGGACACAGACAAGCUGUACCCUCAUCAAUCCCAGCUCCUUCACAAUACCAGUCAGGUGGAGGUGGAGAAUCCAGACACAGAGCGAUUCCCGCAGUUUGCCAAGGCUCCGUAUCUCGAAUGUGUGUUACAGCCUGGAGAAGUGCUGUUCAUCCCUGUCCGGCACUGGCAUUACGUCCGAUCCCUAGAGCUCAGCUUCUCUGUCAGCUUCUGGUGGUCAUGACUGCAGAUCCAGAAUAAAACAAGAAGUUCUGCAGCCUCUCCACCACGAAGAAGCAGAGCGUUCCAGCAAAGCCCAGGAUGACCAUCAGCAGGAGCUGCCACAUCAACAGGACGUAACCGCUGUAGAAGAACGCCACCGCUGCAAAAAUGGACUGACAGAAGGGGAAUGGGUUUUAUUUUGUUGUUUGAUGCAGGAACUCCCACAGCACUGGACCAAAGCUAACCCCUGGACUGUAGGAGCAAGAUUAUAUUCUCAAUCCCACACUGCUAUGUCAAACUAACAGAUCCCAAUGGUGCAUUUGCUGUCAUAAACAUUCACUUAACCCCUUCCCAAUGCAGAGAUUGUCCAACCAUUAGCAGCCGUGUGGAGCUUUGGUGUCUGUGCAUGUUAAAGCUGUGUUCAUGUGGCUGUAGUAAGAGCAAAACUCCAUUUACAGUAUUGGCGUAUGUUUUCCUUUUCUUUACACCAAAAACACAUGAGCAAAAGUGUAAGGAAUUGCUCUAGUUGGCAUGUCACGCUAACUAUCUUACGACUUACAAUAGCAAGCUAACAGCACUACGUUGUGGGUUUACAGGUCAUGUUAGAAAAAUCCCUGCUCAGGACUAAAUCAUGUACCUCAUUGGAUUCAGAUGGCACGAUAUCAGUGCUGGUGUUUGGUUAAGGGACAUUUAGAAAAAACGAACAUUAAAGCAUAAAUUUACCCACAGUGUUGCCUGUCCAAGUAGUAUGCUGCUCCUUAUCGACAUGUUUUCUGUAUUAAAAUGUUUGCUAGAGGAGUUUUUAACUAACUCACAGAGUUUUAAUGUUAGCAUUAGCUUACAGUGCUAGCUACGGCCGAUCAAAUUUGCUAGCAACAGUUCAGCCAACAAAAUCCAUGAUUGUUGAUUGAAAGCUGAUGGUGAACGUCGUGGUGCAAGUUUCGUAAAUUGAACUUUAACUGUUUUGUGUUCAGUCUGAUUCAUGCAUCUUACGAAAAGCCAAUGGCAUUUUUCCGGUUAUUAGAUAUUGCAACAUGUUUAUUUAACUAUUAUUUGUACGUAAUAUAUAUAAUUUGCAAUUUACUGUUAUGUUCAUGGUAAUGGUUGUCAUAGGUUUGAUUGGCUGUAUCAAGACAAAUUCUCUACGUAUGUAGGCGGAUACCACUGUAUCCAUUAAUAGAAGAUAUAAUUAGAACAGUAUUUCAUCAGAUGAAUGCGACAGUAGGGGGCGCCAUCAUGAAAUAAAAAAAUAUAUAUGAAUUUGUCCUUUUUGUUUUCAAGAACAAGUGACUGGCAGCACAGAUAUGUACAAAUGCAACUUCAUUUCAGUUGAACUUUAAGAAAAUACCACAAUUUCUAAGAUUUACUUCUUGGAGACCAAUUUUGCAGCAAAGAAAAGGGGGAGAUUAAGUGGAGGCUGUGGGUCUGAUUCUUUUCCUUUUUAAUGGGGCUUCAGGUGAAUUUAUGAAAUGCUGGACAAGACAACAUUUUAACCCAGCUUCGCUCAGCUCUGCUAACAAUGUCUGAGAAUUGGCAACUCAGGAUUACCUGGAUGAAUUUAAAGAUGGCAAACGCAGGCGUGCUUUGUUCAGCAUAAACACGGCCUAAUAUGCUGUAGAGCUGUGUGUUGAAGCAACUGUCCCCAAGUCCAAGCAAGAAGCUGCACAGCAGGGCGAUGGAUACGCUGAGACAGAAAAUAUACUUCUCAUUAAACCGAACAGAA